Messenger RNA from Dioscorea cayenensis subsp. rotundata (Guinea yam), 801 nucleotides. RefSeq names its product BTB/POZ domain-containing protein At3g50780-like. Lineage: Eukaryota; Viridiplantae; Streptophyta; Magnoliopsida; Dioscoreales; Dioscoreaceae. The transcript is spliced from 2 exons. The record is from RefSeq and is a predicted model, not a curated record. The coding region runs from base 1 to 801 and encodes 266 amino acids.
AUGGCGGAUAAGAUGUUGAACGAGAACAUGCAACAAGGGCACCCAGCGUUGAUCGACGUGAACAGAGCGGUGCUCUCGUCGGCGUUUUCCCACACGUGUGAGCUUCUCCGACGGUCUCUCCGAAGGUCGGAGUUAUGUCCGGUGACGUGGCCGACACGUGUGAUUAGAAUGUUGCCGAUGGGGGCCAGGCUAGCGAAGAUGUACGAUGGGAUACGUGUUUGUCUUGCAGGGAUUGUGCCAGCGAUGGACACGUGGAGGUCGGGGUCUAAGUUUGAGAGACAGGUGGCGGUGACGGCGCCGACGGUGAGCACGAGUGAGUGGUUGGAGGCGGAGAAGUUGGCGCAUGAGUUGGUUUGGAUUACUAAUAAGUUGAUAGCCAACGAUGCUAUCGGAGAAGCCAUCGUACGGUGGGCCUUUGCCUCGGGAUUGGCUGGAUUAUCUCUCACUUCUCAUCCAAGGGUCCAGAGUUCACUCAUCAAAGUUACAGCGAUGUUGGUGAGAGAAAUGGCAAAAGGAGAAUGGGAGAGGAUGGGGAGACAGGUGAGAUUUGGAAUAGUGGCGAUAUGGCUUCCGUUGUUAUGUUAUGCGAGGAAUGGGGUGACGGCGCCAGUGCUAGUGGGGUUAGAGAGAUGGGAGCUGGAAAGAGCUAUAGAAGAGCUCAUUGGAACUUUACCAUUGGAUGACCAGGAGAUCAUACUUGGUAAUUGGCUGGAGGACUUUGCUGCGUCGGAUAGUAACUGGCCGAACCUCCAGGGGAGCUUUGAACGAUGGUGUUGUCAAUCUCGGAAGCUUCUGCAGUGA